Colletotrichum orchidophilum is the source of this 1473-nucleotide messenger RNA. RefSeq lists its product as uncharacterized. The transcript has a single exon. The coding region runs from base 1 to 1473 and encodes 490 amino acids. NCBI's taxonomy places the organism in Eukaryota, Fungi, Ascomycota, Sordariomycetes, Glomerellales, Glomerellaceae. The record is from RefSeq and is a predicted model, not a curated record.
AUGUCGUCGUCCGGUGGAGAUGUACGAUUUGCCCACACCGUCUUUGCCGUUCGUGAAGAUAAAGAUGGACGACAGCCCGAAUUUCUUGACCAGCCCUUCAAACUCAAUGCUGUCUAUCACUCGUCCACAUCCAUUCUUUUCCGCCUUAGCGUAGCCAUUACCGACAAUGCCUUCAACAAAAUCACCAUUUAUUUACAGAUCACUCCCGACCGCAUCGCAUCACUGCGUCAUACAACCUGCGAUACAACCGACACGAGUAACGACAGGCCGCCUUGCCUCGAACGUGUCCGCCAGCGACUGGGCGCUAAGCGCCUUAUGACUCGCCUCCAGCUCCGGCUGCACAGCGGCCUUUAUGCCCAGCUUAUUGCGCCGACUGGUUUCACUCUCGACGAGAUUCCCGAAAGCCCCGUGCGGCAUCCCUUUGCAUCCGCUGCGUCGCUUGCGACCGCUUCGAUAUUCUCCCUCUACGUCCCGCACAAUGUCUUGCCGAUGACCAAGAUUCAUGCUUUCGUCCAGGCUGUUCAGCAAUUUCCGAAUCUGACCGCAGCCCAGCGUCAGUUAUACGAGCGUAGGGUGGAUCUGCGCCGGCUCUAUAAUGGCAAAGGUGGCAUCGUGUUGACACCCCAGGAGGUCCAAAGUGGUAGCCUACUGCGCGACAGAGAACAUAGCAGAGCUACAACACCAGCAACGUCCGAGUCGUGUGCUUCCACCGUUCCGUUUGACGCUGUUCCGCGGUACCAAGAGACACCGCCGCAGUAUGAAGAACGCAUAAACGAUGGUCAGCAGCCACAGGCCAGCCUUGCCGCUGCAGCUUUCGUCAAAGAACUUCUUGGCUGCGAUAAUGCCCUGCCGGAAUACAGCGACACCGAACAGAAGCACAAUGUACCUAAUGCUUCUAAACGAUGGCUGCACUGCGGCAGCGAAGAUAUUGAUUUAAAUCCAAGAAGUAAAAGAACGUGUUCCGAGCGUUCAUUUACUUCUAUCUACACAACUCCGAGCAACGCCCACUGCCUAGAGGAAAAGCCCCAACCUCAACAUGUAGAUCCGGAGUGCUCCCAGAGCGGCUUGAUGUUUCUGCUGAAACAGCAAUGCCAACAGAUCGAACGGCUACAAGCAGAUAUCGAGGAACUUAAGAGGCGAAACAAAGAGCUGCAGGUACGGCAUGACGAGGCAGAGGAUAACUGCUGUAAACUAGAGAACCGUCAAAGUGAAAUUGAGGAGACUGUUGAGUCUUUGCUCAUUCAUACCGGCGAACUGGACGACGAGUGCGAGAAGCUCGGGAAACAGAUGCCAGAUAUAUGUGAUGAUAUGGAGGACUGGGUCAAGGAUAACCUGGGAAACGCAAUGAAAGAGCAUGUGAGCAAAUGGCUUGAAGAGAAUAUGGCGGAAACCGUAAAUGGAUAUAUUGAUAAAAGAGUUGCGGCCAAGAUAACUCACAUGAAGGCGAAGAUGCGCAAAGCGCUCCAAGAUUAG